Messenger RNA from Harmonia axyridis, 2225 nucleotides. Its product is annotated as protein I'm not dead yet-like. Gene Ontology annotation, biological process: citrate transport; monoatomic anion transmembrane transport. NCBI's taxonomy places the organism in Eukaryota, Metazoa, Arthropoda, Insecta, Coleoptera, Coccinellidae. The coding region runs from base 259 to 1950 and encodes 563 amino acids. Gene Ontology annotation, cellular component: membrane. Gene Ontology annotation, molecular function: citrate transmembrane transporter activity; succinate transmembrane transporter activity. The record is from RefSeq and is a predicted model, not a curated record. The transcript has 6 exons.
GUUCAACUGUCGAGACUGUCGAACCGAUAUUCAUCAGCCUCCUCGAUCUCCAUAAUCAUACAGAACGCCUUCGAGGACCGUCGAAAAUCUCACCGGCAUUCUGUUGUCGGUUUAUCGUGGUGAUUUUCUGAGAUUUUCAUGAUCAGGAUAUGAAUAGUGUGUGUGCGGUGGGUUUGGCGCGAAACGAAGUGUUCAGGGAGUUCUCUGAUAGGAGGUGGAGAUUCUAGAUCUAGAAAGAGACUGAAAACCCUUGAGAACAUGGGAAAGACCUACCACAUGCUGGCUCACGCCUUAAAGGUCUACUGGAAAUCUCUUUUCGUCGUCCUGUAUCCUCUGGUCCUCCUGCCAGUCUUCCUUCUCAACAACAUAGCGGCUCUGCGAUGCCUGUACGUGGUGCUACUCAUGGCUGGAUAUUGGGUGUUAGAGGCCUUACCUUUACCAGUCACCUCGCUUCUGCCUAUGGUGCUUUUUCCCCUUAUGGGUGUGUUGGAUUCGGACAAAACAUCGUUAUGUUACUUGAAGGAGACUAACAUGAUGUUUGUUGGAGGGUUGAUCAUAGCCAUAGCUGUCGAACAUUGCAAUUUACACACACGGGUGGCACUGCAUGUGAUUAAACUGGUUGGUUGCAGCCCGAAAAAACUGAACCUAGGUCUUAUUACCGUAACUAUGUUUGUCUCAAUGUGGAUUUCUAACACGGCAGCUACAGCUAUGAUGAUUCCCAUCAUCGAGGCAACAUUGAAGGAACUGGAGUCGCAGGGUAUUGGAAAUAUGUACGAAGAUGACAUUGCAGAGAUAGGGGACGAUGCACAUGAAAAAAGGCAGUCAAGAAAUCAAGAGGUGGUCGAAACUAAGAGACCUACAAGAACAACUAUGUGCUACUUCAUUAGUACUGCUUACGCAGCUAGCAUUGGAGGAAACGGAUGUAUAGUAGGCAGCGGAACCAACCUAACCUUCAAAGGCAUCUACGAAACAUCUUUCCCGAACUCCCCAGGUGUAGAAUUCGCCAAGUGGAUGAUGGUCAACAUACCUCUUAUGCUCAUAAUGAUGUAUCUUUCUCUGGCAUGGCUUCAGUUCUGGUUUAUGGGACUGUUCAGGCCGCAUUCCAAAGAUGCGAAAAAAAUAAGGGUGGGUACCCAAGGAGAGAUUGUGGCUAGAAAGUUGAUCUGUCAAAAAAUCGAAGAGAUGGGUCCUAUGUCUUUCCAUGAAGCAUCGGUGGCUGUCUGCUUCGUACUCUCGGUCUUGUUGUGGUUCUUCAGGAAGCCACAGUUUAUCACUGGAUGGGCAGAGCUAAUCACUCAACACAAGGUAAAAGAUGCAACAGCAGCUUUGAUUGUAGUUAUGCUCUUUUUUAUCAUCCCAGCAAAGCCUGAUUUCAUACACAUCUUCAGCAAAGAUGAAACAAAAAGACCGAAAACGCCAUCUCCAGCACUCCUAACCUGGAAAAUUGUACAGCAGAAGCUUCCCUGGGGUUUAAUAUUUUUACUAGGGGGUGGUUUUGCUCUGGCUGAAGGAUCAAAGGCUAGCGGAAUGAACCACUUCAUCGUCCUCUACUUGGGAGAUGUGGUUACUUUGCCAAGGAUAGCGAUCAUGGUGAUAGCUUGUCUUUUGGCUUGUUUAUUAACGCAGUUUUCAAGUAACAUAGCUGUGUGUAAUGUGAUUUUACCAGUAAUGGCUGAAAUUUCAGAGGUUGCCAACAUCCAUCCAAUGUAUCUUAUGAUGCCAGCAGCCUUGAGUUGUUCUUUUGCUUACUGCCUACCUGUGUCAACACCCCCCAACGCAAUAGCAGCAGCCCCAUGCAACAUGCCCUCAUCCGAAAUGGCCAAAGUUGGUGCAGGAGUAGCAGUUAUAUCACUUCUAGUCUUGUUUUGUGUAUUUCCAUUGUUGGCACCCCUGAUAUGGGACGUGGAUACUGUGCCUGAUUGGUUAAAUACAACCAAUCUAGAUGUAUGAACAUAUAUGAAUUCAGAACUGAUGUGACAUAAUGAUUAAAAUUUUGAACGGUCAAUGUUGAUAGACAAAUUUUACAAUUGUACAGUAUAUUUAAAUAAUUAUCAAUAUUCACCAUUUAUACAUUUUUUAGAAUUGUUGAAUUUUCAACAGGAUAAUCAAAAAAUGUUCACUUAUUUUUUUAUAUCAACAUGAUUAAUAGCAUGUUAUGAUUGUAGGUUCUUUGUUUUCCAAGCUAAAUACUUGGAUUGUAUAAUAAACUCACGUUUAGUAUUAAA